Molecule: messenger RNA, 3414 nt
Organism: Auxenochlorella protothecoides
Lineage: Eukaryota; Viridiplantae; Chlorophyta; Trebouxiophyceae; Chlorellales; Chlorellaceae
Product: DNA-directed RNA polymerase II subunit RPB2
Exons: 8
Coding region: 1-3414 (1137 amino acids)
Biological process (GO): DNA-templated transcription
Cellular component (GO): RNA polymerase II, core complex
Molecular function (GO): DNA-directed RNA polymerase activity; DNA binding; ribonucleoside binding
Source: RefSeq, a predicted model, not a curated record
AUGUUCGGCGACGAUGAGGACCUGGCGGUGGCCGAGGACCAGGAGAUUGAGGAAAACGAUGCGUGGGCGGUGAUCAGCGCCUACUUCGAGGAGAAGGGCCUGGUGCGGCAGCAGCUGGACUCUUUCAACGGCUUCAUCAACAGCAGCCUGCAGGAGAUAGUGGACGAGAACAGCCUCAUCACGGUCACGCCCAACAACCAGCACAACCCGGGGCAGUCGCUGGAGGAGGAGGCGGAGAGCACCACAUACGAGAUCAAGUUUGGCCAGAUCUACCUGUCCAAGCCCACUUUUGUGGAGGCGGACGGCGAGACGGUGGCCAUCUUCCCCAAGGAAGCCCGCCUGCGCAACCUGACCUACGCCGCGCCGCUGUACGUGGACCUGGAGAAGCGGGUGAUCACGCGCCGCCCGGGCCCGGACGGUGAGGGGGAGGAGAGCGAGGAGCACGUGACGCCUUACGACAAGGUGUUCCUGGGGGACGUCCCCAUCAUGCUCCGCUCCGACUACUGCAACCUGCACGGCCGCUCUGAGCGCGACCUGAGCGACCUGGGCGAGUGCCCCUACGACCAGGGCGGCUACUUCAUCAUCAACGGCUCGGAGAAGGUGCUCAUUGCCCAAGAGCGCAUGGCCAACAACCACGUGUACGUGUUCAGGAAGAGCCAGCCGUCCAAGUACGCCUUCCAGGCCGAGUGCCGGUCGGUUUGCGAGGGCAGCGUGCGCGCGAGCAGCUCCAUGUCGGUGCGCAUGCUGUCGCGGGCGGGGGCCAAGAAGGGCGCGGGGCAGUGCAUCCGCGCCACGCUGCCCUACAUCCGCUCCGACAUCCCGCUGCUCGUGGUCUUCCGCGCGCUGGGCUUCACCGCGGACCGCGACAUCCUGGAGCACAUAGUGUACGACUUUGGCGACGACGCGAUGCUGGAGGCGCUGCGCCCCAGCAUCGAGGAGGCCUUCCCCAUCGGCGACCAGGAGGUGGCGCUGGACUACAUCGGCAAGCGCGGCACCACCGUGGGCGCCACGCGCGAGCGCCGCGUGGCCUACGCCCGCGACCUGCUGGAGAAGGAGUUCCUGCCCCACAUCUCCAUGGAGCCGGCCUGUGAGACGCGCAAGGCCUACUUCCUGGGCUACGUGGUCCACCGCCUGCUCCUGGUGGCCCUGGGUCGUCGCGACGAGGACGACCGCGACCACUACGGCAACAAGCGCCUGGACCUGGGGGGCCCGCUGCUGGCCAACCUCUUCCGCGCGCUGUUCAGGAAGCUGGGCAAGGACACGCGCGCGCACGUGCAGCGCUGCGUGGACCGCGGGCGCGAGAUCAACCUGACCGCCGCGGUGAACAAGGACACCAUCAGCCGCGGGCUGAAGUACAGCCUGGCCACGGGGAACUGGGGCGUGCUGGGGGGGCCCGGAGAGCUGCGCCCCGGCGUGACCCAGGUGCUGAACCGCCUGACCUACGCCAGCACGCUAUCGCACCUGCGCCGCAUCAACUCGCCCAUCGGGCGCGAGGGCAAGCUGGCCAAGCCGCGCCAGCUGCAUAACACGCAGUGGGGCAUGAUCUGCCCCGCCGAGACGCCCGAGGGCCAGGCCUGCGGGCUGGUCAAGAACCUGGCGCUCAUGACCUACGUGUCGGUCGGCUGCGCGGCGGGCCCGCUGCUGGAGUUCCUGGAGGAGUGCGCCACCGAGGCGCUGGAGGACAUCGCGCCCGGGGUGGUGGCUCGCGCCACCAAGAUCCUGGUCAACGGCGUGUGGGUUGGCGUGCACCGUGACCCCGGGGACCUGGUGGCGCGCCUGCGCGCCAUGCGCCGCCACGUGGACAUUGAGACCGAGGUGGGCGUGGUGCACGACAUCCCCCUGCGCGAGCUGCGCCUGACCACCGACGCGGGGCGCUGCUGCCGCCCGCUCUUCAUCGUCCAGGAUCGGCGCCUGCGCGUGCGCAAGCGCGACGUGGUGGCCCUCCAGGCGCGCGACGAGACGGGCUUCUCCUGGGACAGCCUCAUUGAGGCGGGGGCCAUCGAGUACGUGGACGUGGAGGAGGAGGAGACCACCAUGAUGGCCAUGAGCAUCCAUGACCUGAAGGCCGCGCGAGAGGAUCCGCUGCACGCGUAUUCAGACACCUACACGCACUGCGAGAUCCACCCCGCCAUGAUCCUGGGGGUGUGCGCCUCCAUCGUGCCCUUCCCGGACCACAAUCAGUCGCCGCGCAACACCUACCAGUCGGCCAUGGGCAAGCAGGCCAUGGGCAUCAACACCAUCGUGGCCAUCGCCUGCUAUUCCGGCUACAACCAGGAAGAUUCUACCAUGAUGAACCAGUCCAGCAUCGACCGCGGCAUCUUCCGGUCCAUCUUCUUCCGAUCCUACAAGACAGAGGAGCGGAAGCAGGGUUCCAUCGUGCAGGAGUUCAUCGAGCGGCCCAGCCGGGAGAUCACUGCCGGCAUGCGGCACGGCACGUACGACAAGUUAGACGACGAUGGCAUCGCAGCUCCUGGCACCCGUGUCUCGGGCGACGAUGUGGUGAUUGGCAAGACCUCACCCAUCCCCGACGACGGCUCGGGCAUGCCCCAGCGCUUCACCAAGCGCGACUGCAGCAGCAGCCUGCGCCACAGCGAGAGCGGCAUGGUGGAUGCGGUGCUACUCACCACCGGCGCAGAUGGCCAGCGCUUUGUCAAGAUGAGGGUGCGAUCGAUCCGUAUCCCCCAGGUAGGCGACAAAUUUGCUUCGCGGCACGGGCAGAAGGGCACCAUCGGCAUCACCUACACCCAGGAGGACAUGCCCUUCACCGCGGAGGGCAUCGUGCCCGACCUGAUCAUCAACCCGCACGCCAUCCCGUCGCGCAUGACCAUCGGUCACUUGGUGGAGGCGCUGAUGAGCAAGGUGGCGGCGUGCCUGGGCAAGGAGGGCGACGCCACACCCUUCACCGCCGUGACCGUGGAGGACAUCUCCACCCUACUCCACGGCUGCGGCUACCAGCAGCGCGGCUGGGAGACCAUGUACAACGGGCACACGGGGCGCGCGCUGGCGGCGCCCAUCUUCCUCAACCCCACCUACUACCAGCGCCUGAAGCACAUGGUGGACGACAAGAUCCACGCGCGCGGUCGGGGGCCGGUCCAGAUCCUGACGCGCCAGCCCGUGGAGGGCCGCGCGCGCGACGGCGGCCUGCGCUUCGGCGAGAUGGAGCGCGACUGCAUCAUCAGCCACGGCGCCUCUGCCUUCCUCAAGGAGCGCCUGUUCGACCAGAGCGACGCCUACCGGGUGCAUGUCUGCGAGCGCUGCGGCCUGAUCGCGGUGGCCAACCUGAAGAAGAACCAGUACUACUGCACCGCCUGCAAGAACACCACCGGCAUCGUGGCCGUGCACUUGCCCUACGCCUGCAAGCUCCUGUUCCAGGAGCUGAUGGCCAUGUGCAUCGCGCCGCGCAUGCAGUUCUAA